UUCUUUCACAGACUUCCCAAACUUCCAUAGGACGGUCUAUAAUACGUUAGUGAGGAUCUACAAUUUCUUUACUGUUUAAUACCCUUCCUUGACCUUGAACUAAAGUCAUUACUAUCGCAGGCAUUACCACUACGUUCCUUGUAAUCGUUACAACCUUGGUUGAUUUUGCUGCCUGCCAGUACCAUUUCUAGAAACCGAGAACGCUGUCUAUGGAGGUUCCUGAACUCCAUUAACACCUUUUGGGACUCCAUAGAGUCUCUUGCAGGCAUACCUUGAACCCAAUCUCCAACCUUUGGUCCGGCACAAUUGCUUUCUCAACUGCUUCCACAAACAAUCUUCUUAGAUUCCCGUCCGCGACAUCUACACAUCCGGCAUUCCAUUGGGGCUACUCUUAUACAUAGCCUACUCUUCACUUACUUUUAGUGCAUUAAAGACAAUGCAUAACAUCGGUCACUGCCGCGCAGCUGUCCCCUUGGGACGAUCUUCAAAAGUCGUCAUUUGUCCCACAGCAGAUUACGAGGCCCCGAUGUAUAUCUGCUAUGACUAUAUUUGUCCGCAUUGUCCCAGCGGGGAUCAAGGAAAUCAACUUAUCUACCUUCCACAGCCAUCCUCAGAUCAACUUCAAAAUACUCCUGCUCCACUGGUUUACACCCGCCUUUACUACGACUUCCGCUACCAGGUGUAUGCUGUGAGCCAUUUACAAAUGCCUCCACAGUUAUCCAGGGCCCGAAUCUGUUUCUUUUGGUGCUAUCAUGAGGUUAUAUUUGAUUCUAAUUUGCCAUUAUGCUCUUUUAACAUGCUAACACCUUGAAUCAGAUAGACUCUAGUCCUUCAAUCCAGCGCACUUGGUAUUAUGGGCAGCGGAAUAACGCCACACGUGGUGUUCUUCAAGGUGAUAGAAACCAAGCAUUCACGGAUAACGUCACUGGCCAAACUGCCAUACAUCUUUCUCCUGUCGGCUACACAAUUCAUCGGGAAGCAAAUGGUCCUGUUGGUGACAAUGCCGAGGCGGUUUUCUCCGUUGGAUCCUUCCAAACCCAGAAAAGCAUCACCACUCCUAGUCUCGGGGUUGGUUCAUCGAGAUCUAUGUCAUCUGAAUCCUCUUGCCUCAUCUCAACCCCCCGAAGCAGUUACAACACGGCGAGUACAUAUAGAUUGUCUGUCGAUUUUUGGAACCAAGUAGAGGAAGUUAAUGAAGGUGAAGUCGAGGAGCUUUGUCGCGAAGGAGCUAUCUUUGUGUCGGAAUUAAAUGACAAUGACAGAACUCCAACUAGAGAUAACUUUGGAGGGAGUGAAGGGAAUGAAGGAGGAGGCCAAGAAGGUGCAGCAGCAAUAAUCCCUCAAAGAGUUACAGCUGGUUCUGGCCGUGUUAAUGGCGCUAGCAAUAUGAAUCCACCUCAUGGUCCUAGACGUGGAGGAAAUGUUGGAGGUCAAAAUCGUGGUCGCGGAGGACGUUCUGCCAGAAUAUGGAACUGGCACAAUUCAUCUCGAUGAUGACAUGAGGAAUUGGAUAAAAUUUGUUUUUUUUAACUAGUUCCUGUCCACUUUAUAUGAUUGCACAUAACCAUAAAUAUUAACAUUUGCAGUCAAUAAUGAUAUAUGCUAGAUUAGAACCAA
Sclerotinia trifoliorum is the source of this 1617-nucleotide messenger RNA. NCBI's taxonomy places the organism in Eukaryota, Fungi, Ascomycota, Leotiomycetes, Helotiales, Sclerotiniaceae. The record is from the annotation of a GenBank genome assembly.